Scleropages formosus (Asian bonytongue) is the source of this 6042-nucleotide messenger RNA. RefSeq names its product collagen alpha-5(IV) chain-like. Gene Ontology annotation, biological process: extracellular matrix organization. The record is from RefSeq and is a predicted model, not a curated record. Lineage: Eukaryota; Metazoa; Chordata; Actinopteri; Osteoglossiformes; Osteoglossidae. Gene Ontology annotation, cellular component: collagen trimer. The transcript has 51 exons. Bases 125 to 5446 code for a protein of 1773 amino acids. Gene Ontology annotation, molecular function: extracellular matrix structural constituent conferring tensile strength.
CGGGGGGCGGCAGUGCGGCAUCGCGCGGAGGAGCUGGAACUAAGUGGCGGAUCUUUCGGGGGAAAGAAUGAGGGGGCGAGAACGCGACAAGCUCCACAUCCCGUCUUAACAGCAUCGUUCACCGAUGAGCUGUUGGAUCGCGUGCAAAAAUGAAGACUUCGUGCGGUACAAGAGUGCGGAACCUGCUGCGCGUGGGGCUCCUCCUCAGCGCGAGCCUGGGGGUGCGAGCUCUGCAGGGCAACAUGUGUUUUGGCUGCACGGGAGACUCCGCUUGUGCCUGCAGUGGCGUGAAAGGAGACAAGGGUCAACGGGGCCUUCCUGGACUUCAGGGUCCGCCGGGGCUUCCGGGAUUUCCUGGGCCGGAGGGGCAGGAGGGACCCAGAGGGGAGAAGGGCGCCGACGGGCCGCCGGGACCGGCCGGUCCGAAAGGAAUCCGGGUACUGUACGACGUUGUUUGCAGGGUCCUCCCGGACAGCCUGGAUUUCCGGGAACCCCAGGAAUCCCGGGUCUACCAGGACAGGAUGGCCCCCGGGGACCCACGGGACCGGCGGGGUGCAAUGGGACCAAGGGUGAACGAGGAUUGCCUGGAAACUCUGGCUUUCCUGGGGUACAAGGUCCCCCGGGUCCAUCUGGUAUACCGGGCGCAAAGGGAGACCCUGGUUUGAUCCUCUCGGCGGGUCCAUUCGGACAGAUGGGAGAACCGGGCUCGCCUGGACUUCCAGGUGUUCCUGGCAGUCAAGGCCUUCCGGGACUAGCAGGCCCAACAGGACCACCCGGACCCCCAGGCUUUCAGGGGAGGCCUGGACCACCGGGGCCUCCAGGGCCCAAGGGUAACAUGGGCCUGAACUUCCAAGGAGAGAAGGGGAAGAAGGGUGAACAAGGAAUGCGUGGGCAACCGGGGCCCCCCGGCCUCAUUCGUGAGCAGAAGCAAGCGAGGGAUUCGGAGGUGCGGAGGGGAAACAAGGGGGAUCAGGGACCACCUGGUCCACCUGGGAAACCUGGGGUUCCUGGGCCUCUCGGUCCUCCCGGUGGUCCGAAGGGUGAGAAGGGGGAGCCUGGGGAACCAGGCAAGAGGGGGAAGCCAGGGAAAGAUGGUGAUCCUGGACCAGUCGGUUUCCCGGGUUCGAAUGGAGAGCCUGGGGGUCCGGGUUUGCCCGGAACGCAUGGUAUUACGGGCGAGAAAGGAGACCGCGGUCUCCCAGGCCUCCCGGGUGCAGUGGUGACAGGUUCGAAUCGUAUCAGUGAAGGACCAAAGGGAGAGCCUGGUUUACCUGGACAGCUUGGGCAGAAAGGAGAGUCAGGUCCACCAGGUCUUCCGGGACUUCCUGGACAGCCAGGUGCUCCAGGGUUUGGCUCCCCAGGCUCACCUGGUCAGCCCGGUUUUCCUGGGGACAGAGGGCAGAGAGGUAAUGAGGGACAGCCAGGAGUAUCUUUGCCUGGACUGCCGGGGAGAGACGGGCAGCCUGGGCCUCCGGGCCCCCCGGGGCCCCCAGGGCUGCCAGGAACAUCAUCUGGAAAUGGGCUCUGCCUUCGGGGGACGCCAGGGCUUCCAGGCCUUCGGGGAGAGCAAGGAUUUCCAGGAGACAGAGGGCAGCCGGGUGACAAAGGGGAGACCUGCAUUAACUGCUUCUCCGGUGCCGAUGCCAUUCCGGGGCCUCCGGGUCCUCCCGGUCCAUCCGGAUUCACAGGUCCUCCAGGACCACCUGGGAUUAAAGGUGACAAAGGGAUCCCAGGAAUCCCUGGACAAUCUGGCCCUCCAGGAUUGCCUGGGGACCAAGGACCGCCAGGUGUUGCAGGACAGAAAGGAGACCCGGGAGAUGCUGUCUCUAUUGGUAGGAUGAAGGGCGAUAAAGGAGACACGGGCUUUCCGGGUCCACCUGGUCUACCUGGCCUGAAUGGAAGACCUGGCCAAGACGGAAUCCCAGGUUCACCUGGACCAAUAGGGUUACCUGGAUCUCUCUUCGUUAAAGAGGAACAUGGCCCACCAGGGGAACCUGGAAUCCCAGGCAUUCCUGGGGACAGGGGAUCUCCAGGAGCACCAGGGUUUGGCCUUCAAGGGCCUCCAGGAGAGAAAGGUGUCCAAGGUGUAUCGGGGCGGGCAGGUCCACCUGGUCCCCCAGGUCAAAAAGGUGAGCCAGGCCAGGUUGUUUCAGCGAAGGGUGUCCCUGGUCCUAUAGGGCUGAGUGGCGAGCCUGGCAUCGCAGGACCUCCUGGUGAGUCCGGCCAGCCUGGACAGCCUGGGUUCCCAGGGUUGCCUGGAGCAAAGGGAGACCUUGGACUUCCUGGCAUUGGCUUACCGGGUCCUCCAGGAGUCAAAGGAUUCCCUGGGACACCAGGUCAGCCUGGAAGCUCUGGCAGCCCAGGACCACCUGGAUUAGAUGGCCUCCCUGGGCUGCCAGGCCCCCCAGGGGCCAAGGGUGACCCUGGGUUUGGGCUGCCAGGACCUGAAGGACCUCCUGGAUUUCCUGGUAGCAAAGGAACGCAAGGCCCUAAAGGAGACCCUGGUUUCCCAGGGAUCCCUGGCCAGCCUGGGCGAUCAGGAGUUGAUGGUGCUCCAGGACCCAAAGGGGAUCCAGGCAUUCCUGGGACCCCUGGAGCUCCUGGGCCCCCUGGUGCUACUUCCUUUGGGCUUCAGGGUCCUCCUGGCCCUCCAGGUCCCGCAGGUGCUGUAGGAUCUCCAGGGUUCCCUGGAGCGAAUGGUGACAAAGGGGACCCUGGACCCCCGAGGCCGAACAUCCCAGGACUCCCAGGGGUUAAAGGGGAACCGGGCUCCCCUGGACUCCCAGGCUCUAUGGGUCCUCCUGGUUCUUCUGGUCAAACGGGUCGAGAGGGACUUCCUGGAUUUCCUGGCCCCAAAGGAGAGAUGGGGGUGAUGGGCACCGCAGGCCCUCUUGGACCUCCAGGAAACUCUGGUGUUCCUGGACUCACAGGACCAAAAGGUGAGGGUGGCUCUCCCGGGCAACCUGGUGGACCAGGUGCUCCUGGGCCAAAGGGGGAUCGAGGGGAUCCUGGUAUUCCUGGUCCCCCUGGCCCAAGACUUGUCGUGCAGCAGCUACAGGGAGCAAAGGGAGAAGAGGGUCUUCCAGGUGCAGCCGGAGUGUCGGGACACAAGGGUGCGCAAGGACUCCCAGGAGAUGCUGGUCUUCCUGAACUUGACGGAAUACCAGGACAGCCGGGACCUCCAGGACCCAAAGGAGAGCCUGGGCUCCCGGGUGAACCAGGGUCCCCAGGACCACCGGGACCAAAAGGCAAUAUGGGCGAGAUGGGAUUCCCAGGUCCCAGUGGGGUGAAAGGUAACCCUGGACAGCCAGGAAGGUCGGGCCCACUUGGACAGCCAGGCACCCCUGGUUUCAGGGGAGAGAAGGGUGAUCCUGGUCCUCCUGGGUUUGGAGUCCCAGGAAAUCCAGGUACCAAGGGUGAACUGGGACAACCUGGAUUCCCUGGAAUCCCAGGACCCAAAGGCCAGUCAGGUGCACCGGGUUUACCGGGUCUGCCUGGCAGUCCAGGAGAAAAGAGAAACGCAGGACUCCCUGGAAUUCCAGGCCUUCCGGGUAUUCCUGGACCAAAAGGCUUCGAUGGAGCUCCAGGAUCCCCAGGCGCUGAUGGGCCAACAGGUCAGCCAGGAGAACCAGGCCGUCCUGGACCGCCUGGGCUGCCAGGAGACAAAGGCCCGCUUGGGCGCGAUGGCAUACCUGGACCGUCUGGGGUGAAAGGAGACCCGGGUCAGCCUGGCUCGGGUCGCCUUGGUGUUCCAGGUCCCACAGGGUUACCAGGACCAAAGGGAGGCGGUGGCGUCCCUGGUCUUCCUGGAAGCCCCGGUUUCCCUGGACGAAAGGGUGAGACGGGAACGCCCGGCAUACCCGGAUACUCCGGAAACGUCGGACCUCCGGGUCCCCCCGGUCCGUCACGAGCGGGGCCCAAAGGUAGCGCAGGGCCUCCGGGUGCCCCAGGAGGAAGCGCAGAAAAUACCUACCCGGUGGUCACCAUGGACAGUAUGAAAGGGCAGGCGUUAGAUCGGCAGGUCGUCUCGGCCCCGAGGGUCCACGCGGCCCCCCUGGCUCGGGAGGGCUCGAGGGGCAAAAGGGCGCUGCUGGUCCCCCUGGUCAGCCUGGCCUGCCUGGUCAGAAGGGAGAGAGCGGAACCGCAGGCCUUCCGGGAUCUCCCGGUCUUCCCGGGCCAGCGGGACUCAAAGGAGACGCCGGCCUUCCCGGACAACCAGGGCUUCCAGGUCAGCGCGCGCCGCUUCGGUCUGCUCGUGCGCUCCGGUCUGUUCCUCACACUAAGACGGAGACAUAAAUCGGAGUUUCACAUGCGGGACGCCGGAGGGACCUUGAACACUGUGCUCGUUGUGCUUUGCAGCCACAGCCGUGGCCUUUCGACGAAAGGAGCAGGAGGUCUGUCUGGCACGCCCGGAACACUCGGUGACCCAGGAGACAAAGGAGAUGUCGGUCCACAAGGACCCCCGGGUGACCCGGGCCAGAUUGCGGCCCAGAUCGUGGUGAAAGGCGAUCGGGGGCCCCCUGGUACCCAGGGUCGCCCAGGUUCACGUGGACCCGUGGGUCUUCCAGGUUUCGAGGGCUUGUCAGGUCCGCCAGGAGAACCUGGAGAACCGGGUGCUCGGGGUGCCAUAGGGUUCAGCGGACCUUUGGGUCACAAAGGAGACGACGGGCCACCUGGAGAGCCAGGUCAGAGGGGCUUCCCAGGCCCUCCCGGACCAGAUGGGCUCCGGGGACCGUCGGGCACACCGGGGACCUCCUCGGCGGCUCACGGCUUUCUGGUGACGCGCCACAGCCAGUCUAGCGAGGACCCCUUCUGCCCCGAGGGCACGAGUCUCCUGUAUCGUGGCUACUCCCUGCUGUACGUGCAGGGCAACGAGCGCUCCCACGGUCAGGACUUGGGGACGGCGGGGAGCUGCCUGCGCAGGUUCAGCGCCAUGCCGUUCAUGUUCUGCAACAUCAACAACGUCUGCAGCUUGGCGACGCGCAGCGACUACUCCUACUGGCUGUCCACACCACAGGCCAUGUCUGCGAGCAUGGCGCCCGUCGCCGGGGACGACGUCAAGCCCUACAUCAGCAGGUGUGCGGUGUGUGAAGCUCCUGCGAUGGUGGUCGCCGUGCACAGCCAGUCCAUCCGGCUGCCCUCCUGCCCGGCCGGCUGGGACCCGCUGUGGAUCGGCUACUCCUUCAUGAUGCACACCGGUGCGGGGGCGGAGGGUUCCGGUCAAGCCCUGGCCUCCCCCGGCUCCUGCCUCGAGGACUUCCGCUCCUCCCCCUUCGUCGAAUGCCACGGAAAAGGCGCCUGCAAUUACUACGCCGACUCCUACAGCUUCUGGCUGGCCACCGUGGACGACGGCGACAUGUUUCGGAAGCCUCAGGAGGAGACCCUGAAAGCAGGAGACCUUGAGACGCGGGUGAGCCGCUGUGCGGUGUGCAUGAAGAGGACGUAGCGGAGCCUCCUGGGACGAGGCGCCGGCGAAGGGCUGCUCCGCCUCCGGUUCGGCUCAGCGGAGCAAAGUGGUGUAUUUCGCAGUAAAAGUACCUCGGAAGGAGUACAGAGCCAAAAAGGGGAGCUGUAGCAGACGUUGAGCUCAUGCGCGGCGUGCGUUUCGUCUCUUUCCUUUUCCGCGUGUGUUUUUCCUCUCGUUUCUUGGUUGCCAUCAGGACACGUUUCUGGGAAGAUGUGCGCUUUUGCAUCUCGAGGGCAAAUGGGGACUUUGACUUCCGUACAGCAAAGACGAAAUGCACCGAAGAGCUUCCAGGAUGAGAAUGCGUCCCCGUCCCCCCCCCCUUUGUUCACGGUGCCGACGCUGCUGUGUCAGACACUCGGAUGUAAUCAUUUCUCUCUUUGUACGUAAUAAAAUGUGUAUAUUGUGCAAAACAUGUUCGCAGUGUAAAGAGUAAGGGAGCGCUCUGCUCGAAAGUGCUGCGCCACAGCGCUUUGAUCUCUCUCUCUCUCUCUCUCUCUCUCUCUCUCUCUCACACACCCCGCAUCGGUACACAGAAAUACACACAAAGGAAACUUUCUCUCAACAGUAUUUUUUGU